Molecule: messenger RNA, 6929 nt
Organism: Hemiscyllium ocellatum (epaulette shark)
Lineage: Eukaryota; Metazoa; Chordata; Chondrichthyes; Orectolobiformes; Hemiscylliidae
Product: PR domain zinc finger protein 1-like
Exons: 6
Coding region: 1-2289 (762 amino acids)
Biological process (GO): regulation of transcription by RNA polymerase II; cell fate commitment
Cellular component (GO): nucleus; cytoplasm
Molecular function (GO): RNA polymerase II cis-regulatory region sequence-specific DNA binding; DNA-binding transcription repressor activity, RNA polymerase II-specific; histone deacetylase binding
Source: RefSeq, a predicted model, not a curated record
AUGAAAGCUGAGAUCUCAGAUAUGAGCCAGUGGACAGAGGUGGAUUUGGAAGAGAAGUGCACCUACAUUGUAAAUGACCAACCUGCAGACCCAGUAAAAUAUGCUGAGAUCCCUCUGGCCAGAGCUUCCAUACCCCGAAACCUUAUCUUUAAGUACACAGCUACCAAUGAGGUGAUUGGAGUAAUUAGCAGGGAAUAUAUCCCCCAAGGGACACGUUUCGGGCCAUUGGUUGGGGAUAUCUACACCAAAGACAAUGUCCCAAAGAACAUAAGCCGAAAAUAUUUCUGGAGGGUGUAUUCCUCCGGGAGUCUCAGUCAUUUUCUGGACGGGUAUAAUGUGUGUAAGAGUAACUGGAUGCGGUACGUGAAUCCCGCACAGUCGGCGGAAGGGCAGAACCUAGUCGCCUGUCAGAAUGGCACCGAUAUUUACUUCUACACCGUGAAACCAAUCCCUCCCAGCGAUGAGCUUCUGGUCUGGUACAGCCGGGAAUUCGCUGAGAGAUUAAACUACCCUCCGACCCGGGACCUGGUGAUGUUAAAACUCAAACAUAAUCUCAAGGGAUACAAGGAUCUGGUGUCAGAAUUCACUGGCCAGCUACCUCAGAACCGAGAAGAUGUACACGAAGGCCAAAAACCGUAUGCUAAUGACACAAAGAAUGAGGAAGAAAAGGUGAAUGUGGAGAUAAUUGACAGAGAUACACCACCCAUCACUCCAGAUGACCAAAUUGUGGAUUUCAGUAAAAAGCUUUAUCCAGGUGUAGAGACCAGACAUCAACCAGAAGAAAAUAGCUCGAAGAUAAAUGAUGUUAAUGACAAAGAAAAGCCAUUGGAGAGAACCAGCCCUUUUUCCAGAACCAGUCCAAACCAAAGAUCAAAAAGUCCUGUUGUUGAACAAUACCCUCAGAUUUUGUCUCUCAACUCAACUACCUCAUCUCAGAAAGAACGCUCUCUCCAUUUGAAUGGAUGUCACAGCCAUGCUGAGGGCCUGGUCUCUUACCCGAUGUACUCGCCUCCAAGUCACAUCCAGCAUCAGUAUAUAUAUCCAUAUAGCACCCUGUCUCCUCACUACCCUAGAUUAAUAUUGCCCAACUAUUCACCUACUUUCAACAGUAUUCACACGCUGAACAGUCCAAGCACCUUGAACAAUGUGAACAAUCUUAGCCUCUUUAGCAGGAUGGCCCCAGUCUGUGGCAAUUUUGUGAGCAGAGACUACCUGCCUCAUCCCAUGAUGAGCCAGCCUGUUUUGCCCAUCACACUGUCAAAUGAAGAAGGCCAAAGGCUUCAUGUUCCUGAGCAGCCAAGGCGCCUCCUUAUCCCUGCUCCGACCAGUGCUUUCUCACCUACAGGUCCAGCAAUGGGCCUGAAGGAAACUCUUCUUGACCAUUCACCACCAUCCGGUUCCUCAAUAACGUCUGAGCAGGUACAUCUAAAAGCUAGCUCCUGGAAUCCGGCAAGUGAGGAAGCGAUAAAUCUGAGCAAACCAAAGAUUUCUCUGGCAGAUUCCCCUGGUUAUAAAUCACUUCCAUACCCACUGAAGAAACAGAAUGGAAAGAUCAAGUAUGAGUGCAACGUGUGUUCAAAGACCUUUGGCCAGCUGUCAAACCUAAAAGUCCACCUGAGAGUCCACAGUGGAGAGAGACCUUUCUCAUGCCACACCUGCAAUAAGACGUUUACACAGCUGGCUCAUCUCCAGAAGCAUUACCUGGUGCACACUGGAGAAAAGCCUCACCAGUGCCAGGUGUGUCACAAACGUUUCAGUAGCACCAGUAACCUGAAGACUCACCUCCGUCUCCACUCUGGGGAAAAACCCUAUCAGUGCAAGCAGUGUUCAGCAAAAUUCACCCAGUUUGUUCACCUCAAGCUGCACAGACGCCUGCACAACAAGGAACGGCAACACAAGUGCCACUUCUGCUCCAAGAGCUACAUCCACCAGUGCAGCCUGAAAAUCCACCUGAAAGGCAAUUGUCCCAUGGCCUCAGUGAGCAGCUUGUCCAAGGAGGAACUCCUCAGGAUUGACGAUGUGAUUGAUAACUUUGACAUGAGCGAGCAUGCAGAAAGAUUGGAUGAGAGUGCCACGGUAGCAGAGAUGGAAGUGGUAACUGAGCAGCUUCUAGCCGCUGGCCUAGAGAAGGGCCACAAAGAGGAGCCAUUCAAAACAACAUGUCACAAGAGCAAUGGAGACAGCCCUCCAUCCAUUGGUUUCCAUGAGAGGACCAAAAAUUUAAUGUUAUACCAUCAUAUUUCACCACCUCAACCACCUGUCAGGGUCAAACAAGAAGCCAGUUUAUAAUUGCACAUUAGUUAUGUGCCAGGACUAAUUUGAUGAAUUCUGCAGCAAACAGGGUUAACCACUGGGGCUCAUGUGACAUAGCUGACUGUUUUGGGAAACUUAGAAGGAAAAUUCAUGGCAGGGAGGAAAUUGAAACCCUGCCUUGUUUUGUGUGAUUUAAGUACUUCCAGUAAUAAUAGUAAUUAUCUGACUCUGCGUGUGUGUUUGUUUCAGUUGAAUUGUUUUAUAGGACCUGGUAAAUUGAGAAUCCACUCUCUUGUCCUUGUGAGUUCCUAUUGAUUCAGUCAGACCAAAAACAAAAUGCCCAAACAUGCGGCCCUUACUGGGUCUGGGUGACACAUGGAUUCAGCGUCUAUUGUAAUUUUUGUGCUUUCAAUGCUUUCUCAGGGUGUGUUAGAUAUAUUUAUGUGACAAAAAAUGGUAUAUAUUUUUAUCAGUUAAGAGACAAUCAGAUAUGAGUUUAUUCUUCUAAGGUCUAUAUCUUAUUUAUUAAGGGACAAAGCAUUGUUUUUAUUUUAAAUAAAGUUCACAGUGACUAAAAUGUGGGAUAAUUGAUUAAUAUCUGUGAUAAUAUUGAUGAGAAAAUUGAAUUAUUUCAAAAUUCAAUGUGAAAAAUUGGCAUCAGAAGAACAAAUUGUCUUUCAGGCCUUGAUAUCCCUACCUGUCAUUGAGUUUAUCCAACGGUCCUGAUUACUCUCAGUCUAAUGUUUGUGUGAGAUAACGUAGAGACAAUCAGGUGUAACACAGUGUUAUUGGCCAAGCUUGCAUGGGCUGAGAGGAUCAAAGGUUCUAUGAAUGGAAGUGAUUGGAUCCUUCUGAAUUCAGCCAGCAAAUUGCAUGCAGUCUCAACAAUUGAACUCUUGCUGUUUUGGUAGUGAGGGUGAAGUUCAAAAGGAGGGUGCAAUUUUGUUAAAUAAUUCCUUUUCCACCAAAUAUCAAGAAAUUUCUCUUUGGUUUUGGACUGGAGAAUUCACAGGGUGUGGUGUGUGUAGAAAGUAGUGAGGAUAGAUUGAUGUUGGAAGAGGAAAAUAUUUUGAUAGUAAAUCCUUUAUCCUCCAAUACUUGCACAGGGGAUUAGUUUCUUGUUGGUGUUUUUUCUUGUUAAUUGCCUCCUAUUCAGCUCAUUCAUUCACAUUCUGACCAUUCUGCAAUGAAUGAUUCAGGCUUCUAACAAUAUCUUCAAAACAAAAGUCCGUACCAAUAGAAACACAAAAUUACUCCAACUCUAAACCUUUAUGUCCCUUUUGAUCUUCUAGUGCUCUGCUCCCACCAUUAUAUGAUGCACUUCUCUGCCUUUACUGGGGCUAGGCGUGAGACAGAGCUUCAUCACAUUAUGCACCUGUAAGCUGCCAGUCACUGUUAAAACUAGAAAAAUAAAAUGAAUUGCAUUCCUUACCUUUAUAAGAUCGCUAUUAAAAGCAGGGCAUAUUAUGGGGCACAGCCUGUGUUUUUAUACAGAAUGCUGUGAGGUUUGCAUUAGUGUUGGAGCUAACUUUGCUCAAAUUAAGUGGGUAUCAGAUAGAAGGGGCAGAGGUUGACAUAACAUCCACCCUCUUAAAGCCAAAAUCUGCUGAAACAAAAGUUCCUCUAUUUUUCUGGAGUAUUUUAUAGUUGGCUGAAUGAUGUAAAGUCAAAAUAGAUUCAGAAGCAACAAGACUAAAAAUACAUACAUUAUUUUUUACAUGAGUGUACAUGUACCAAAAAGACAGACUUGGCAAUAAUGUGGUUUAAGCAAGUCCUAGAAUGGUUAAGUAGAGCGUUCAUCUUCAAACACAUUGCUAAUUAUUGUGAGUAGGUAACGAGUAAAGGUUGCUCAGGGCAAAAUCCUUUUUGAAAAUAAAGACUGUAAAAAAAUUGCUACUUUUGAUAAUUAGAAGUUAGCUUUUGUAAAUAAAAAUGUAGAAAAUUGCUACACUUCACAGAAAAAUCCAAUAGUCAUAUUGUGCUUUCAACCUGUCUGUGGUAGUCUGCCGGAGAGAUUUCAUUUCUCAGUUUACUGUUUGCUUUGAGAGCAUGAAUUUAUAUUUUGUCUUUUACACUGGAAAAGAUUUGAAUAUUUUUGAGUGAUAUUGCCAUGGAAACCACCAGUGUCGCCUAUGUGGAGUGCUAUUGCGCACAUAUGGGCGGGGCGGGGGGGGGGUGGUGGGAAUCAAAUCCAAUUGACAUUAUAAUUGAAUAGUUGUGCCUGAAUUCAUCUUUGAUUCCCUAAAGGUAGAGAAAACAUAGACAUCUUCUGGCUUUACUUUUACAGAUUUUCCUGUUAUGCAUAGCAUCAGUGAUUACUAUUGGCCAUAUGUCUACUCUGGUUAAAAAGCAUCCUGCAAUUUUUCUUCAAUUUAAUAGGAGUCAAUAUGUGGUAUUCAUGACUACUCAAGGUUUUAAAAGUUAUGUCAAUGGCUCCUCUGAAUCCCACGAUUCCACAAGAUUUGUUGGGUGGCAUCCAUAAUUCUGAAAGAGCCAUGGCUUCAGUGGUUUCUGUGGCAAAAUGAAAGCCCUGGCAAUAUGUAAACCAAACUUUUCUUGAACUGGGUCCACUUGAAGCAUUCCUUUUUGAUGCAUUUGUUUACUAGAGAUGCAGUGAAUUCACUUAAAUACUUCAUGACCCUCCUUGACUCUUGGUCAAAGAUCCAUUACACUGUGAAAUAUGCUGCCACAUGGGUUUACACAGAACAUACUGUAUAUUUACAAAGUGCCAUUGGGCCUUUGCAGUAUGGGAUUCCAAACCAUUCAGCUCUAGGUUCAGUGAGCAAAGAUCAGGGAUCUUAUAGAAUCUUAAUAUAGGGGCUUUGGUUCAAAUAUCUUCAGAUUGUUAGGGGUGAACAAUUGGAUUAUUUUGAUCAAAUAGUACAAUGGUCUUAAAAGCCUGUUUUGUGAAGUGCCGCACCUUUGACUUCAGCUAUUCCACGUAGAGUACGCGUGAUAAAGGAACAGGAGUAGGCCACGUGCACACACACCAAAUUAAUAACAACGAUUAAUGCUUUCCAGCUUUUCCUUGACUAAAUGUGACUCAAGUUUAAGAUUUAAACAAAAAUCUGUCUGAUUAAACAGAUUUAUCAGUAUCUACCUCCACCUUUAUCUUUAUUUCUUCAGUGUUCUCACAGAACUAGCUGAGGGCUACCAAUUUUCAUAGACCUCAGUGCCAACUUAUAUUAUUAGAGUUAGCUGUUAUCUUUAAGAAGUUGGAAGUUGGUUAGCUCAGUUGGCUGAUUGGGCUGGUUUGAUAUGCAGAUGAUGUUAACAAUGUGGGUUAUUCCUCCACCAGCUGAGGUUACAAUGAAGGUCUGUCUUCUCAAACACCCCCCUCACCUGAAAAGUGAUGACCCUCGGGUUAAACUCAUCGUGAGUUAUCACUCUCUAAUUAGUGAUUUUACCUUUAUCUUUAAAGAGACAUCCAACCACAGUAAGGAGAUGACUUUGUUUGGUCUGAGCAGGCCCAAGCCUACCCUACUGUUUCAUCUGCUGAUUGAUGUUGCACAGCAGCCAUUGGCUCUCUUUGCACAAAUACAACUGGGACAGAAGCUGAGGAGAUGUCAGAAUGAUCUGCUGUCUGCUUUGGGGAGUAUUUCCUGUGACUGCUUCCUCUUCAUGCACAGCUUCCCUUGCAGACAAACACUCUGUAAUUAUUUUCACAGCAUUUUUGAUAGAUUCAGUCACAAACCAAACUUUUAAAAGAUAAAAUAUCUUUUAAUUCCUUAUAUAGCUUUGUCCAAUCACUCAAGAAAUCAUUGGCUUAAAGUGAGUAAAGAACCGAAUCAAGCUAGCCAGGGAACCAGAAUCAUGAUCAGAGCAGCAAGGCAAAAAAUCCACAUGGGAUAGUUCUCUGCAAAAACAAUGGUAAUAUUCAACCUGUGUCAGGCAAUCAAUUGUGGAUUCCUUUACAUCAUAAACCAGUUUAAUUUUUAUAGCACUUCUGUCCCAAAUAAGUUAAAAAGGCCUCAUGAUUAGAAGCAUGAACAAGUAUAAAGUCUCUUCCAUACAAAGUUUUAGCUUGUGGUCAAAUGGUUAGAAAUUACGUUUCACUGCUACUUGGAAUACCACUAAAUAUUGCAACAACAGACAUAAUUCAGAUAUGUAAGGUAUUGGUGACAGUAGUUCUGGUGGUAAUGUCUUCUCUAUGAUCUGCAUACCCAAUUAGCCUACUUGCAGUUAUAAAGAGUCAAUAGUACUUACAUCAACAGAAACAUUAGUAGUGGCAUUUUCAUUCUAGAUUAAAGGACAUUUAAGACUCCCCCAAAGAAAAUGACAAUUGUCAGCAUGGGUAUGGACAGUAGUGACAAAUCUAAAAAUAAUUGAUCAACAAAUUCCUGCCCAAAGACAUUAAGGAAGUUUACUCUGAGUGACUGCACCUCUAUCUCUUCCUCUCAAGAAAACCAAACGUUGUUGGAUAAGUAUCUGGGGUCAACAGAUGGAAAUCAGGCUGUUCUUAGUUGAGAUGUUUGACUUCCUUUAACUUGAAUCAAACAGCAGGUCAAAAAUAUCACAGGGACAGAUUGACAUACAGAUUUGCACCAAAGUUACAGAGUAGUUUUUUUUUUGCAACCUCACAUACUUUGUGUAUCUACUGAAGUGUUUUGUACAGAAAGACCUUUUGUAAAAUUAUGUUUACGUGUGGUUUACACUUUAUUUAUGUUAAAUUUCUU